Messenger RNA from Phyllostomus discolor (pale spear-nosed bat), 1892 nucleotides. RefSeq names its product proline rich 5 (gene PRR5). The coding region runs from base 268 to 1416 and encodes 382 amino acids. Gene Ontology annotation, biological process: TORC2 signaling. Gene Ontology annotation, cellular component: TORC2 complex. The record is from RefSeq and is a predicted model, not a curated record. NCBI's taxonomy places the organism in Eukaryota, Metazoa, Chordata, Mammalia, Chiroptera, Phyllostomidae. The transcript is spliced from 8 exons.
GUUUGCGCCCGGUCCGCGCUGCCCGCCGCGCUCCAGGCACUCCACGCUGCAGCCGCUCGGAGCAAUGAUUAACCCGGAGGGCCGGCCCGCGCCCUGCCCGGGGCGGAGGCCUGGGGCCGGGGCGGGACCCCGAAGGGCCGCUCCGCUUCCUGCUCUCUCCCAAGUUUCCUCGUAGAGAGCGCAGUGCCGGCCAGGGCCCGCGGCGCGGCGUGGCGCAGGGCGCGGCGCGGGUCGCGCGUGGGCGCGGAGCGGGCCACUGGGGUCACCAUGAGGACUCUCCGCAGGUUGAAGUUCAUGAGUUCGCCCAGCCUCAGUGACCUGGGCAAGAGAGAGCCGGCCGCCGCCUCCGCGGACGAGCGGGGCACGCAGCAGCGCCGGGCCUGCGCCAACGCCACCUGGAACAGCAUCCACAACGGGGUGAUCGCCGUCUUCCAGCGCAAGGGGCUGCCUGACCAGGAGCUGUUCAGCCUCAACGAAGGCGUCCGGCAGCUGCUGAGGACGGAGCUGGGGCCCUUCUUCACCGAGUGCCUGCAGAACCAGCUGCUGACGAAAGGCAUGGUGAUCCUGAGGGACAGGAUCCGCUUCUACGAGGGACAGAAGCUGCUGGACUCGCUGGCGGAGACGUGGGACUUCUUCUUCAGCGACGUGCUGCCCACGCUGCAGGCCGUCUUCUACCCCGUGCAGGGCAAGGAGCCGUCCGUGCGCCAGCUGGCCCUGCUGCACUUCCGGAACACCAUCACCCUCAGCGUGAAGCUGGAGGAGGCGCUGGCCCGCGCCCACGCCCGCGUGCCUCCCGCCAUCGUGCAGAUGCUGCUGGUGCUGCAGGGCGUGCACGAGUCCCGGGGUGUGACCAAGGACUACCUGCGCCUGGAGACGCUGAUCCAGAAGGUGGUGUCGCCCUACCUGGGCACCUGCGGCCUCUACUCCGGCGAGGGCUCCUUCCCGCACCCCUGCGUCCUAGAGAAGCACCUCCUGCGCCGCUCCCGCUCCGGGGACAUCCUGGCCAAGAACCCGGUGGUGCGCUCCAAGAGCUACAACACGCCGCUGUUGAACCCCGUGGCGGAGCACGAGGCCGAGGGCGCGGCGGCCGGAGGCGCCAGCAUCCGCAGGCACUCGGUCUCCGAGAUGACGUCAUGCCCGGACGCGCCGGGCCAGGGCCCCGCCGGGGACUUCGAGCCCUCCGCGGGCCUGCAGCCGGGGCCCUGCCCCAGCAGACUGUACUCGGACCUGACGCAGUCGCCCGGGGCCGGCCCGGCCUGCGGCUCCCCGCCCUCCUCCAGCCCCGAGAACCUGGUGGACCGGGUCCUGGAGUCCGUGGACUCGGACUCCGAGGGCAUCUUCAUUGACUUUGGCCGGCGCAGCGGGCCCGGCGCCUCCGAGCUGGAGGGGGACAGGGGGCGCCAGAGCGUCGUGUGAGGUCCUGGAGUUUUUACCGAGCCCGAGUGCGAGCCUGUGUGUGCGUUUUUUACUCCGUCCCGGCCAGUCCCCGGCCAGCCCUGUCCACCGAGGCUGCCCCCCAGCCCUUGGUUGGAGAAACCACUUUCACCAGCCCGAGCCCCACUCCGUUCCGGGGCGUCGGCCCCGGCGUCUUCACCUGCCGCCCGCGGGGCUCCCGGCGCGCAGGUCGGCCUCAGGUGCUCGGACGGGCCGCCGCCGCUCGCCCCGCCCACCAGGCCGCCCAGCCCGCCACCGCCACCGCCACACCCACGGAGACUGUGAACCUGGCGUCCGGCCAGGCCCCCAGAAUGACCCUCGGACACACCUGUCCCUCCCCCUUCGCCACAGCACGACCUGUGGGUGACUCUGUCCCGGACCCUCGGAGCCACCUGCCCUCACUGGGCCAGGGUGGCCGCAGGCAGGAAGAGGGGGAAUAAACCUCGUCAGCCCUGCUC